CGUGCUGCUACAUAGGAUAACUUGGUCAACGACAUAUAGCUCUAAGUGUUUGUUCUCCAUGCACCCGUUCUUGUACCAAAUUGGCUUAGUUAUUGGUGGAUUGGCCAAUGCUAAUCGGCUAAUCCGUUUCAACUUUCAACUACAACACUAUCCCUUCCGCUACAACUAACUGAAUAUAACUGAUUUUUCAAUGGGGGCGGGAACGCUUAUCCGUCCAACACCAUUAAAAUCCAGCCCCCUGUCCCAGCAACGGCCACCCCCCCGCACCCCUACUCCCGGUUAUCAUUCCUCUAAUUCUAUUUCUAUCCCGCGCUCCUCCACCCCCGUUAAGGCAUCGUCUUCUCUAAAUUCCCAGGGAGAUUAUGGAGGCCCGAAGCCAAAACGGGAAUGUGUAGCAGAUUGGGUUUCUCAGAACGACGACGUUGUUAGGAGCUUGCCCAUUUAUGUUGGAGGGCUGUCGCUAUUAGCUGUUCUCGUUAAUCGCACUAUUUCCGGCAUUGCUCCGGUUGCUGAUGCCAGCAGUUCUCAGUCUAGAGCAGAUCUAUUGACCCUUGGAUUGGCUGUCACAAACAUCCUGAAUGGUCUAGUAUGGCUUUCUAUCAGACCAAAAUCUGUGUCUGCGGUAAACCCUGAAGGUGCGGAGUGCCAAAGUAUAUGUCCUUUGCUUCCUGAUUUCAUAUCGUCAGAGCUCCUUUGGGUAUGGGAGUCUCUAUCAGAUGCAACAUGCUGCAGGUCUCUCAUUAUUGUGUAUGAUAAGAGAGUCAUCCUCCAAAUAGGGUUUGCUACUGCAUCGUCUAAUACUCACGAUGCAGUAGUGGUUGAUGUUGAUAAAUUGAUGAAAGGAUCGCUUUACCAGGGUGCUUUGAAAUCCAAAUCACAGAGCUACUUAGCCAACUUAUCUCUUUAUCCUGCCAAGUCUGAGUUGCCAUUUCUACCUCCCAAUACACAGGCAGUCAUCUUGCAACCCCUUGGUGAUAAAGGACUCGCCAUAAUUGGUGGUGACAUGAUCCGGGGAUUCACUACUUCUGACCAGGCAUGGAUCACCCUGGUUGGAGAAAAGUUAGAUGCUACACUUGCAAAAAUGAACAAUAUUCCGGUGAAUGCAUAAGAUGCAUGCUCAGCUGAUCAGUCCCAUCAAGUUAUUGAGCCGCUUCUUUCAAGUCUUAAGUUGAUACACUUGUUUAAUGUACCACAGUUCCUCUAUCAGCAAUUGCAUUUUGAACUUGGAGAGAAUGUCAGUUCAAGUUCCAAUCUUCUGGCAGAAUCUCCUCAGAAGGGAACAGUAAUGUUUUGGAAGUUACUCCCUUCAUUUGUGUAAUAAAGAAUCUUCCCAAAAAUCUCAACGUUUCUGAGCUAUUGUAAGAAUCGUUAGCAACCGUAGGUUUAAGCUUUUAACCCUGAUCCAUAUACCAAAUUGGGAUUAUUGACACUACAUUACCAUUCCUUAGGGCGAUCGCUAGUAUCCUUUAUGCUGCUUUCUGCUAGAUCAAUCGCAACUAUCAUUAGGCAUUCACAACUUAUAUGCUGCUUUCUGCUGGAGGAGGACUGAGAAAAUGAGCAGAAGAUGCACGUAGAAAUGAUCCCACGAAAAGCAUGGUCUGCUCAUCUAGUACCUUGAAUGCUGAUUCCAGUCAGCGAAGGUUCGUAAAUUGAGCUGCAAAUUCUUGACGAGGAAACUUGUAGCAUGUUACAGCACACAGCAAGAAAUCAGAUCUCAGUGCCAACGUAUGUAGCUGUGCGAUAGGAAUGGGGAGCCCUCUGAAUUCAGUAGCUACCAAGUGCAGAGUAAAUCACCACCUCUACGAGAAAGGGAAGAAAGUUGGGGAACAUCCUGGAAGAGCAUGUUCGGAAGAUGAGGUGGUUCUGGAUUUUGCAAACAAAAAGAGGGGACCUCAAUGAGCAGUGACAGUCCCAUCAAACUUAAAAAGAGGCAACGACCUCAAGAUGCUGCAACCCCUUGCACUCGCUGAUCUCCAAGUGCUUCAACCUAAGAGCAUGGCCAACUUUGGCAGCAACAACCUUCACAUCACUUAGAGAUGGUGCAUGAACAAUUGAUAGCUCCUCCAGUUGGGGACAAUUAUGCAAGAAGCAAGGCACGUGCUCAUCGGCUAGACCGACAGAGCGCAGGCGGAGGGAAGCCAGCUGCUUUAAGUCCCUGCCUAAUUUCAUUAACUCAGUUAUUGGAGUUGGCGAGGUGUAACACCUUUCAGCCUCCGAAAGAUGGCGGGUCUGACGUCGUGGAUGAAUUACAAACUCAUCUGAAAAGUUGAACUCAAGCCUGCUAACCCCCUUGGCUGCUGCAAACUGGAUCCAUCGGUCGAUGUUAGUCAGUUCAUCCUUGUCCCUCCUUGAUGCGAAGCAAUUCACGUACUUGCUUCGUUCCUCUUCAUAAUUUACCAUACCAUACCAUAAAACAGCCGCUGUAAAAUUUCCAUAAACUCACUCACCUAUGGGAAACAACACUA
Messenger RNA from Coffea arabica (coffee), 2465 nucleotides. Lineage: Eukaryota; Viridiplantae; Streptophyta; Magnoliopsida; Gentianales; Rubiaceae. The record is from RefSeq and is a predicted model, not a curated record.